AUGGAGGCGAGGAGUCGGAGCGCAGAGGAGCUGAGGCGGACCGAGUUGGUGGAGAUCAUCGUGGAGACCGAGGCACACACCGGGGUCAGCGGCAUCAACGUAGAGGGCGGCAAGGAGGGAAUCUUCGUCCGAGAACUACGCGAGGACUCGCCUGCGGCCCGAAGCCUCAGUCUGCAGGAAGGAGACCAGCUGCUGAGCGCACGUGUGUUCUUCGAGAACUUCAAAUACGAGGACGCCCUCCGCCUGCUGCAAUGUGCCGAGCCCUACAAGGUCUCCUUCUGCCUAAAGCGCACUGUGCCCACCGGGGACCUGGCGCUGCGGCCUGGGACCGUGGCUGGCUACGAGAUCAAAGGCCCACGGGCCAAGGUGGCCAAGCUGAACAUCCAGAGUCUGUCCCCUGUGAAGAAGAAGAUGAUGUUGGUGCCGGGGGCCCUGGGGGCCUCUGCCGACCUGGCGCCCGUUGACGUCGAAUUCUCCUUCCCCAAGUUCUCCCGCCUGCGUAGGGGCCUCAGAGCCGAGGCGGCCAAGGGGCCAGUCCCAGCUGCCCCGACUCGCCGGCGCCUUCAGCUACCACGGCUGAGAGUCCGAGAAGUGGCAGAGGAGGCCCACAUAGCCCGACUGGCGGCCGCUGCCCCCCCAACUAGGAAGGCUAAAGGGGAGGUGGAAGUGGUGACGGGGCCCCUUUUCACAGCCCCCCAGCUGGAGCUGGUGGCACCGCGGCUACCAGGGGCUGAGGUGGGUGUUGCCCAGGUCCUUGCCCCAAAGGAGCGGGCAGAGGUGGCCACAGCCGCAGAGGCAGCCACUGGCUUUGCCCUCCACCUGCCCAGCCUGGGGUUAGGCACCCCCUCUGUACCAGCGGUGGAAGCUCCGGCCGGAGGGAUCCCGGUGCCCCAAGUGGAGCUGCCCGCCUUGCCCUCCUUACCCGCUCUGCCCACACUUCCCUGCCUGGAAACCCGGGAAGGCACAGCAGCAGCAGCGGUGGUGGUGCCCACUGUGGAUGUGGCAGCGCCAUCGGUGGGUGUGGACCUGGCCUUGCCGGGGGCAGAGGUGGAGGUCCCAGGAGAGGUGCCUGAGGUGGCCCUGAAGAUGCCUCGCCUCAGUUUCCCCCGCUUUGGGGCCCGAGCCAAGGAGGGUGUUGAAGCCAAAGCAGCCAAGGGCAGCCCUGAGACCAAAGCGAAGGGGCCCCGACUCCGAAUGCCCACCUUUGGGCUUUCUCUCCUGGAGCCCCGGCCAGCUGCCCCUGAAGCAGAGAGCAAGUUGAAGCUGCCCAGCCUCAAGAUGCCCUCCUUUGGCAUCGGAGCCUCAGCACCUGAGGUUAAGCUGCCCAGGGGUCCUGAGGUGAAGCUCCCCAAAGCCCCUGACAUCAAACUCCCAAAAGUGCCUGAGACGACCCUUCCAGAUGUGCAUCUCCCUGAUCUGCAGCUGCCGAAAGUUCCAGAAAUGAAGCUUCCCAAGGUGCCUGAGAUGGCCGUGUCGGAAAUGCAACUUCCAGAUCUGCAGCUACCUAAGGUUCCAGAAAUUAAGCUCCCCAAAGUGCCCGAGAUGGCCGUGUCAGAGAUGCAGCUUCCGGAACUGCAGCUGCCAAAGGUUUCAGAAAUGAAGCUUCCCAAGGUGCCUGAAAUGGCCGUGUCAGAAAUGCAGCUUCCGGAGCUGCAGCUGCCCAAAGUCUCUGAGAUGAAACUCCCUGAGAUGAAACUCCCCAAGGUACCUGAGAUGACCAUACCAGACAUGCAUCUCCCUGAACUGCAGCUGCCCAAGGUUUCGGAAAUGAAGCUCCCGAAGAUGCCAGAGAUGGCUGUGCCCGACAUGCAGCUUCCAGAGCUGCAGCUGCCCAAGGUUUCGGAGAUGAAGCUGCCCAAGAUGCCCGAAGUGGCCGUACCAGACGUGCACCUGCCCGAACUGCAGCUGCCCAGAGUCUCCGAGUUGAAACUCCCUGAGAUGAAGCUCCCCAAGAUGCCCGAGGUGGCCGUGUCGGAAAAGCAGCUUCCAGAACUGCAGCUCCCCAAAGUUUCCGAGUUGAAAGUCCCCGACAUGAAACUUCCCGAGAUGAAGCUUCCAGAGAUAAAACUCCCAAAGGUGCCUGAUGUGGCCAUGCCUGAGGUGCUCCUCCCAGAGAUGCGACUGCCCGAAGUGCCAGUGUCGAAAAUGCCUGAAGUUCACCUGCCCGGGGCUCCCGAAGUACAGCUCAAAGUUUCCGGGGCCCAGCAGGCAGAGGGGAAGGAAUUUAGCUUCAAGAUGCCCAAAAUGACAAUGCCCAAACUGGGGAGGGCAAAGUCGCCACCUCGGGGCAAGGUGGGCGAGGCAGGGGUUGAGGUGUUGGGGAAGUUGGUGACCAGCACCUGCUUGCAGCCUGCAGCAGGUCUUGAGGUUCGGGGGGACGGUCCGUCUCUCACAUUGCCCUCAGUAGAGCUCGACCUGCCAGGUGCCCUUGGCCUGGAGGGGCAGGUCCAGGCAGCAGGAGUAGGCAAAGUGGAGCGGGCAGAGGGUGCUGGCAUAGCAGUGGGGCUGGGGGAAGGCACCUUUCGGAUGCCCACAGUUGAGCUCGUCACUCCCCAGCUGCCUGAAGUAGAGGUUGAGGAAGGACAGCUCGAGGUGACGGAGGUGAAGGUGAAAUCAGCCUCCAAGUUCUCGCUGCCCAAGUUCGGACUGUCGGGGCCCAAGCUGACCAAGGCCGAGGCCGAAGGGGUCAGGCGAGCCUCCAAACUGAAGGGCUCCAAGUUCCCCAUCUCCCUGCCCAAGGUUUGGGUGGGGACAGAGGCAGAAACCAAAGGGACCGGGGAGGCAGGUCUGCUGCCCGCCCUUGAUCUCUCCAUUCCCCGUGUGGGCCUGGAUGCCCACCUGCCCACGGGCAAGGGGGAGGCAGUGGUGGGGGCGGAUGUCAAGUUGAAGGGGCCCAGGUUCGUCCUGCCCAAGUUUGGAGGCCGAGGCCGGGACGCUGAGGAGGAGGAGCUUGUGAGUGGGGUGUCCGAGUUGGAAGGCAAAGGCCGGGCCCGGGAGGGGAAGGUGAAGAUGCCUAAGCUGAAGAUGCCCACCUUUGGUUUGGUGCGAGGGAAGGAAGCAGAAACUCUGAGUGGACGGAUCAGCCCUGGGGCCAAGGCAGAGUCCCCGGGGACAGCCGUGGGGGCGCUCAAGUUCCCUGAGGUGGAGCUGGUGCCGCUGGGGGCCCAGGAGGAAGGAAAACUCGAAGGGACAGUGGGCAUUAGUGGGGUUCAGGUCUCAGGCCUGCAGGUGACCACAGCGAGGCUGACUGGCUCUGAGGGCCAAGAGGGCGGGAUCAGGAUGCCUCCACUGGGCAUCUCUGUGCCCCAGGUGGAACUGACCGGCUUUGGGGAGGUGACCCAGGGUCUGCAGGUCGAUGGUGCUGUCCCCUCAGCAGGUGGCACGGCUGGCCACAAGGCCCAGGUGGCCGUGGCUAAGCCAGAAGUUCAGGUGACAGGAGGCGAUCUGCUGGUGGGUGAGGGUGUCUUCAAGAUGCCUGCAGUGACACUGCCCCAGCUUGAGCUGGACGUGGGCCUGAAGAGCCAAGAGGGUCAAGCCGGUGAGGGCGCCUCUGCUGAGGGUGGGAUCAGGCAGAAAAUGGCCAUGUCGGGAGUCAGGGCAGAAGGGUCUGGGGACCGGCCUCUAUCUGCUGAGCGCACUUUCCACCUCUCGCUGCCCGACGUGGAGCUCUCGCCACCCAGCGUGAGCAGCCACGCCGAGUACCAGGUAGCAGAAGGCGAGGGGGAGGCCGGGCACAAGCUCAAGGUGCGGCUGCCACGGUUUGGCCUGGCACGGGCCAGGGAUGGGGCUGAGGAGGGUGAGAAGGCCAAGAGCCCGAAGCUGCGGCUGCCCCGAGUGGGAUUCAGCCAGGAUGAGGCUACCCCACGGGACAGGGAUGGGGACAGGGACAGGGACGGCUCCCCCAGCCCUGAGGAGGAGGAAGAAGGUAGCAGCGAAGGAGCAUCAGGACGCCGUGGCCGGGUCCGGGUCCGCCUGCCUCGGGUGGGCCUGGCCUCCCCUUCCAAGUCCCCCGGCGGAGAGAAGUCCCCCAAAUUUCGCUUCCCUCGUGUGUCCCUGAGCCCCAAGGGCCGAAGUGGAGAAAAAGAGGAGGGUGGCUUCCGGGUCAGGCUGCCCAGCGUCGGGUUCUCAGAAUCAGGGACUCCAAGCUCCACCAGGAUGGAGGGGACCCAGGCAGUGGUCAUCUGA
Messenger RNA from Suncus etruscus (white-toothed pygmy shrew), 4185 nucleotides. RefSeq names its product periaxin (gene PRX). The transcript has 4 exons. Gene Ontology annotation, molecular function: protein binding. NCBI's taxonomy places the organism in Eukaryota, Metazoa, Chordata, Mammalia, Eulipotyphla, Soricidae. Gene Ontology annotation, cellular component: nucleus; cytoplasm. The record is from RefSeq and is a predicted model, not a curated record. Gene Ontology annotation, biological process: regulation of RNA splicing; peripheral nervous system myelin maintenance. The coding region runs from base 1 to 4185 and encodes 1394 amino acids.